Messenger RNA from Scomber japonicus (chub mackerel), 3139 nucleotides. It is a transcript of the gene nmt1a, whose product is annotated as N-myristoyltransferase 1a. The coding region runs from base 2 to 1459 and encodes 485 amino acids. Gene Ontology annotation, biological process: N-terminal peptidyl-glycine N-myristoylation. The record is from RefSeq and is a predicted model, not a curated record. The transcript is spliced from 12 exons. Lineage: Eukaryota; Metazoa; Chordata; Actinopteri; Scombriformes; Scombridae. Gene Ontology annotation, molecular function: glycylpeptide N-tetradecanoyltransferase activity. Gene Ontology annotation, cellular component: cytoplasm.
GAUGGCGGAUGAGAAUGAGACAGCACCGAUGCCGGAGAAAGAAGAUGUAGAGGACCAUGGACACUGCAGCGACUGUGAAAAUGAGGAGCACCACUCUGACGAUGGUGACAGGGGUCUCGGUGACGACACUGGCGCCAAGAAGAAGAAAAAGAAGCAGAAAAAGAAGAAGAAAUCUGGUGCCCCAGAAGCAGCUCAGGACCCUCUUGCCAAGGUGAAUUCAUUGCCAGCUGAUAAGCUACAAGAGAUCCAAAAGGCCAUUGAACUGUUCUCUGUUGGCCAAGGUCCUGCCAAAACCAUGGAGGAGGCUACUCGGAGGAGUUACCAGUUCUGGGACACACAGCCUGUGCCUAAGCUAGGGGAAACGGUGACAUCACACGGCUCCAUUGAACCUGACAAGGACCACAUUCGUGAGGAGCCCUACAGCCUCCCACAGGGCUUCAGCUGGGACACCCUCGACUUGGGGAACGCUGCUGUGCUCAAGGAGCUUUACACCCUUCUCAAUGAGAACUAUGUGGAAGACGAUGACAACAUGUUUCGAUUUGAUUACUCUCCUGAGUUCCUGCUCUGGGCCCUGCGGCCCCCUGGCUGGUUGCCCCAGUGGCAUUGUGGGGUGAGGGUUAACUCUAACCAGAAGCUGGUAGGCUUCAUCAGUGCCAUUCCUGCCAGCAUCCAAAUCUAUGACAUAGAGAAGAAAAUGGUUGAGAUCAAUUUCCUCUGCGUCCACAAGAAGCUUCGUUCCAAACGAGUCGCUCCGGUUCUGAUCAGAGAGAUCACCAGACGGGUCAACCGGCAGGGCAUCUUCCAGGCUGUUUACACUGCUGGAGUGGUACUGCCCAAACCUGUGGGCACAUGCAGGUACUGGCAUCGCUCUCUGAACCCACGCAAACUAAUCGAGGUGAAGUUCUCUCACCUGAGCAGGAACAUGACUAUGCAGCGCACCAUGAAGUUGUACCGUCUGCCUGAGGCCCCGAAGACUUCGGGUCUGCGGCCGAUGACCAAGAAGGAUGUGCCGGUGGUGCAUCGCCUCCUCCGUGAUUACCUGAGCCAGUUCAACCUGGUGCCUGCAAUGAGCCCUGAAGAGGUGUCGCACUGGCUGCUGCCCCGGGAGAAUAUUAUUGACACUUACCUGGUGGAGAAUGAUGGCAAAGUGACUGAUUUCCUGAGUUUCUACACACUGCCUUCUACCAUUAUGAACCACGCUGUGCACCGCAGUCUAAAAGCAGCAUACUCCUUCUAUAAUGUGCACACCACCACCCCCCUGCUUGACCUGAUGUCUGAUGCUCUUAUCCUGGCCAAAUCGAAAGGGUUUGAUGUCUUCAAUGCACUGGAUCUAAUGGAAAACAAGACUUUCUUGGAGAAGCUUAAGUUUGGCAUCGGUGACGGGAAUCUUCAGUAUUAUCUGUACAAUUGGAAGUGUCCCAGCAUGGGUUCGGAAAAGGUUGGGUUAGUGCUUCAGUGACAUCCCUACACGCCAUAAAUAAGUGUCACCAACAGGCCAGGAGACCGCACCAUCGCACUGACCACCCAACAGAUGGAGUGAUGACGUCCUGCUUCAGGAAAGGAAACCCCACCGCCCAUUUUUACUUUUUGACCUUUUGAACUUUGACCUGCACUACCGCUGCCAGGCAGGGAGGCGGAGAGAGUCUUCCUGCUCUUCCUCCUCCCUCGAUCACAUGGACCUUAAGCCAUUGUAGUUACCAUCCCCAACAACUGCAUAACAUCUGAAAGCUGUCUUGAUUGUACCAAACACACAUACACACUGACAAACAGUUUGCACAGAUUACUGUAUACCAAACACUCUGUUGGCAUACCAACGAAAUGUUCAGUACAUGUAAAUAAUAUCAAACAUAACAGCAAAUUAUGCCCGUAACACACACACACACACACACACACACAAACUAGAACCUACUGUUUUAUUUUAUUCCUAAAUGUUGGAAAUGCUUUUUGCAAUUAAAAAUCUGUCAUCCUUAAGUUUUAGAGAUAAAAAAAAAAUCAAAAUGAUCAAAAAAUAUUUUAAAGAAGAAAAGGCUCAAAAAGAUGAGGUAAUAAAUACCAAAAGUGGACACCAGAUAAGGGCUUCUGAUUUUUCUUGUCAUGCUUGACCCUGUCUUUUUUUUCUUUUUUUUUUUUUGCAUUUUUCUCAUCAAACCCUUUUGUUGUUUCAACACUGCUUGCAGAAGAUGUAAAUGCUGGAGUUGGCAUUCAUGUUCUGGAGUUUUUCUCAUCUAUAUUAACUUUUAUGACUCUCCUGUCCAGCUUUACUGCACUAACACAAGAAGCCCUGCUCAGAGGAAAAUAAAUCACAGACUUGACAAAAAAAAAUAAAGGACCAGCUCAGUGGAAGAACAUAAUCUGAAUCAUUUUGGACGAGGCUGGACUGCCACACAGAGGUUGAAGGCAUUCUGAUGGGGUUUACUCCACACGUUCAUCAGCAGGGAUCAGAUUUGUAAUGACACCUCUCGAUUAACUGCGUCCCAGUUGCAAUGUCCACUCAUGCUGACUUUUUGACUUUGGUCUGUGAGGACAGUGGAAAGUUCUUGAGUGCUUUGACCUCUCUCUGGGGGCUUUCAUUUAUCUGCAAUUUAUGCAGAGACAAAUCACAAAGGAAGUCUUAAAUAGUCACAAAAAUUAAGAUGAGAGAAAAACUACAAGUUUACAUGCACCUAGCAAGCACCGUCGGGCUCUUUGCUGUAUCAAUGAUUUGGUUUUGUCUCAUUUGAUUAAAUAUGAUCACUAAUAACAUGCUUCAGACAUGCAGUUUUACUAACAUGAGAUAUAAGCCUUGCAGGUAACAUUUCAAAAAGUGCUGUCCUUUUUCCUCAUACAGUAUUCAGAGCGUUACGCAAAUCAUGCAGGUGUUGUCAGUGAAAGUCUGUGAAAGUUCAAGGUGGAUGUUGGAGCUGGGCCAGUGAACUGCAGUCUGGACAGCUGUGAGUGGGUGGUAAUGAUGACUGGGGAGGGGGAGAAAUGCCCCCAGUUUAAAGUGUUUCUUAUGUAAAAUGUUGAUUGUGUUUGCAAACAAAUGUUAAAGAAUAAUGGGUCUCAUGGUGUCAUGAUGCAGGAGAAGAAUGUGAUGAAUGCAGGUGAUUUUUUCUUUUUUUUUUUUUGAGCAAAAAAUAAAAUCUAGAAGUUGCUGUGA